Messenger RNA from Rasamsonia emersonii CBS 393.64, 2067 nucleotides. RefSeq lists its product as uncharacterized. The transcript is spliced from 2 exons. NCBI's taxonomy places the organism in Eukaryota, Fungi, Ascomycota, Eurotiomycetes, Eurotiales, Trichocomaceae. The record is from RefSeq and is a predicted model, not a curated record. Bases 1 to 2067 code for a protein of 688 amino acids.
AUGCCCUCCGUCGAGGUUGACGUCCCCAUGGGCGACUCAUUUCCUGCGUGUCACUCUGGCCACUUCAACCAGAGUCAGCCGUGCCUUCAGGACAAUGGCCCGCCAUUCUCCCCAUCUUCAGUGUACUCCCGCGCUUCACGAACAAGUCGAUCUUAUGGAUCGCUGUCGUUCCUUCCGUCCACCUCCUACCGUUCAGAGUCUGCAGAGCAGCCCUUUGCCACAUCUCGGAGAGCCACGGAACGGGCUCCCAUUUACAUUUCUCCCUUUCGAUCCGUCCGGCAGAUGAGAGAGCCUUUUCAGCUUAAGCUACCGAGCUCCCCUUCGUGUGAAAAUAGCUACAGUUCUGCUUCGUCCAAGGACCAGCCGCGAACGCUACAGUCGCCCAUUGGGCUGCGACCGCUGCGUUCGUGUCGUUCUGACCAGCACUUGGUAGCCGGCGCUCUUGAGACUUUUGGGCUCAUGCCUAGCCCAAGUCUGUCAGAAUCUCGUAUACAAUCAAAGCCCGAUUCCUCCCCACCGAAACGAGAGGUCGAGGGUGAUGAUCAGCAGAGCGCCAUGACUAAGUGUUCUUGUACGCCUUCGGACCGACUGUGUGAGCUCUGUGUCGUCUCCAGCUAUGAGGGACAGAUGCCCGCCGGGUCAACAGAACAGAAAGAGACCGACAUGACAACGGAACCAUCAAAUGUUGUUGAUGAGGAAUGUCGGGAGGUGGAGGAGAAGCCGGAGGAGCCUGGAGCUGAAGUUACGGAGAACAUUCCACCUGAGGAUCCCAUACCAAAUCCAACGUCGUCUCCCCUCACUCCAUUCACUGAGGCGAAAUCCACUCCUGGCUCGUCAGGGAAUAGCAAGAAGAGAACAAGAACAGGCACCGUUUCCAGUGAAGCCAGCUGGGUUCCUGGAGAUCUUUCCCACUGCGAGUCGUGGCUCCAAGGGGUUCCUCUGGACACUCCGGAGCGCAAGGACGAGAAGGCCAUAGAAGCCAACCGCCGGAAAUGCCAAAUUGUUCAACAGACCAGUCACAGUCGGAAGCCGAAUCUCCGAAUUGAUACUGAAGCGGCCAAUAAUUCGGUGAUGUUUGCAGUUGCUAGCAAGACAAAGCCAAAGCUUGUGGAUAUUUCGCGCCGUUCCUCUUUAGGGACAACAUACUCAGUCCAGAUUCACCCCCCGCCUUCUUGGAGAAGACCAUCAACCCCUGAAAAUUGCAGCAACAAUGAAGUCUCCGCGUUUAGUCCUGAUACCCCGCAGGAGAUUCCUGACAGUGGUUAUGCCACUCAACAGUCGAAUCAUUCUGAAGAAAAUCAUGACUUCCGCGAAGAAGACUACGUCGACUGUGCACUAGAUAUGCGAGACUCUUCAGAGCCGCCCUUCACCGCUGAUAUUUCCUUUCCCUCUGUUAUGUUCGGUGAAAAGCCUUAUGAUUACAAGAGUCGUCCUUCUCCUUCCUUGCGAAAGCCAGCUUAUUCCCCGGAGUUCGAGAAGAGACCCCAGAUGCGAACCCCUCCACCCGCAUCCCCCAAGACAGUCGACCAGGAGACGCUGGAAAAAUGGUGGGAUUACGAGUGGACGCUGGAUCAGCUGGAGAUGUCGGUCAAGGACUUUCCGAAAUCUAUGCUUCGGUUGACCUCUCCGGUCAUCAUCCUUCUCCGACAGAAUCACGAGAAGACAUUGAUUCGUCAAUUCCGGAAGGUUUUCCCUGGGGUGCCGGAGAACCUCCUGGACUACCUGUGCGCGGCUUUGAUUGCGCGGAAUUACCUGGUGUCGAUGGCGUCGACUCAUCAUCAUCGACGCAACAGCUCUCUAACUCAGCCACCCCAAACAACCAACUUGUCGCGUCUCGACAGCGUGCCGGAAAAGGCACGAGCAACCCUGGGCAUUGCCUUGCCCAGUACAUCUCGAUUCCACAUCGCGGAACGACUGAUGGGCUCCCGGAGCCUGGAGCUCCGGAAGGGCCUGGACCGGAUCGUGGACAAGUUGAUCUUCACCAUCUGUGGACGGUCGGACGAAACGCUGAAAGCUGCCAUGGUGGUGUUGACCCAAGUCCUCGAGUCCAAGGCCCCAGCCUAUUAA